CCACGGCCGGUUUUUAUCGCAGUUAUUAAGCCGCGAUCGCAGUUGGCGGCGACGGCGACGUGACGCCCGCUGGAUCUUUUUUUUUUCUUCUCGGGAGAGGAAUUCGGAGGUUACGGUUAAUUUAGUGUUUGUAAUUCCGGCGAGUCUAGUCGUAGGAAUAAAUUAUCGAACUAUCGGGAUAACAGUUUGAGAGUUGGACAGUGUUGAUUGAUAAUGUUGCUCUAAGUUCGGUUUGUAAGUGAUAUUGGAAUAAGGACGAGCUGUGGGCAUAGGAAUAGCUUAAUCCGAGCUUGGGUUUGUUCUGUCUGCGGAAGAGAAUCAUGUAAAAAGCCUACUAGAAGCUCAUCAUUGAUUCCCCGGGAUCGGCCCCUUUCCAUGACGGAGGUUUACUGAUUAAUGGAAAGGGAAGGAGUCAUGUAAAGAGACCAAUCGCAGGGAGAAAAGAAGAAACAUGAUGGGUUGGCAACCGAGCUGUGUUCUUCUCAGAGGCCUGAUUCUGCUCACGUUCAGCUACCACUGGUUCGCGCUGGCUACCCUACCGAGCACCGCCAAGUUCUACACCAUCCACUGGAACUCCUCCAACCCCAUUUUCCGCAUAGACAACACCGACAACAUCAUAGACGUCAACAGGAACAACGUCAAGUUCGACUACGAUCAGGUGAACCUGAUCUGUCCCGUCUACAUGCCAGGCACCAGGGACGAGGAGAUGGAGAAGUAUAUCAUCUACAACGUCUCGAAGGACGAGUACGAGACGUGCAGGAUAACGAAUCCCAACCCUAGGAUAAUCGCAGUGUGCGACAAGCCAUAUAAGUUAAUGUAUUUUACUAUUACUUUUAGACCGUUUACACCUCAACCUGGCGGGCUGGAGUUCCUACCAGGUCACGAUUAUUAUUUCAUUUCCACGUCCACAAGUGACGACUUACAUAGGAGAAUAGGAGGCAGGUGCACGACCCAUAACAUGAAAAUAGUGUUCAAGGUGUGGGGCCCGCCGUCGAUGCCCGCCACAUCCCAGCCUACCGUAGUCACAUCGAAGCCGACGUGGUGGUCGGUGACAUCGCAGCGAACGACAUCAACGAGUACCACGACAACCACGAGUACGCUGUCCCCCACGACUACCACGAAAAAAUCUAAAACGUACAAUAAACAUCCUAACGAAGUGGUGAAAAGUGAGGAACUGACCCUAGGUGGUGCCACACCUGGCGCUAAAGUUAAUUUAAUAGUUAUAUGUGUGGUGUCCACCUUAGUGAUUGCAAUGCGAUGAAAUUUUUAAACCCCCUCCGGUCCUAAAGCAAGAACUUUAUGUGUUCCCUUUGUAUGUUUAUAUUCCGAACUGUCUAACGACCUAAAACUAUCCUAAUUUUAUAAAUAUAUACAUAUACAUAAUGGUAACUAUUAACUACUAAGAUAAAUUAUUUUUCCAAUUUGGUUUCUGGAAUUUUACCACCCAAAAUAGUUUAUUAAGUGAUUUCGAACGUUAUGUAUUUUUAUACCUGAGGUGCUUGUUGAGGUUCCAAAAAAAUAAUAUCCGUUAAAGAUCUGCAAAAGACAUUAGUUUUAAUAUUUAAUACAUCUAGCGGGAGCAAGUUUUGUUUCAAAAGAUCUGCAAAUAUUUAAUUUUUUUUCGGGAUAAAUUAAGUAUUCUAAUUUAAAAAUAUAUCUGCCUUAUUAGUUUACUUAAAAUCAUAACUGUGAUAUUCUAAUUUUUAGCUUUGUAUAAAAUAUUUGUAGAGUUCUUAAAACUACAGAAAGUAAUGAAAAGGUGGGAAUAAUAAAAUUAUAUUUUUACCGAUUGAUUUCCAAAAAAAAAGUCCUUUUCCAUAAGUGCCUGCACCGAUAAUUUUAUUUAUUCUUUUUGUACCUGCAGUUCUCACAAUUCACAGUAAAAUUGAUCCUAGUGCCUUGUAAAUACUGCGACAUUCUUUGGUUUUUAAAUUUCUUUUGAUAUGUUGCAGUAAAAUCAGGUAAUCGAAACGGCCACGAUAAAAGAAUUCUUCGUUUUCACGUUCACGUUCUUCAUUAUUGUUUAACAAGUUAUUAAUUUUAGAAAUAAGGAAAUAUAAAAAUUCAAGCACAUACUUGUCAUUUUUUUUAAUGGGAAACCUCACCUUUUCAAAUAAUUUUAACUCGUAAGGAUCGCAUACAGAACAACUAACAAGGAGAAGGUAAGGUAAUCGGAUUUUUAUAAUUUUUGAUAUUUAUGUGUAGUUUGGACCUUGAAUAAGAAUUUUCUGAAGGAGUUCGACGCAACGUUCAUAAAUUACCGGGAUAAUCGAUUUUGAAGUUUUACCUGCCAGCUAACACCACUAGAUGCGACACAUUCUUCAACUGGGAACGUGGCCUAGUUGGUAGCGUUCGGGUGUGACAGUCACAAAAUCGGUGGUUCGAGUCUCGUCGCGUGACAUUUUUUUUUUUUUUUUCAAAACGCACCAUAUAGUUUUUUUAUUCU
This is a messenger RNA of Anoplophora glabripennis (Asian longhorned beetle), 2446 nucleotides long. RefSeq names its product ephrin-B2. Bases 452 to 1261 code for a protein of 269 amino acids. Gene Ontology annotation, molecular function: ephrin receptor binding. The record is from RefSeq and is a predicted model, not a curated record. The transcript is spliced from 4 exons. Gene Ontology annotation, biological process: ephrin receptor signaling pathway; axon guidance. NCBI's taxonomy places the organism in Eukaryota, Metazoa, Arthropoda, Insecta, Coleoptera, Cerambycidae. Gene Ontology annotation, cellular component: plasma membrane.